Bombus pyrosoma is the source of this 2344-nucleotide messenger RNA. It is a transcript of the gene Tat, whose product is annotated as tyrosine aminotransferase. Bases 553 to 1845 code for a protein of 430 amino acids. NCBI's taxonomy places the organism in Eukaryota, Metazoa, Arthropoda, Insecta, Hymenoptera, Apidae. The transcript has 13 exons. Gene Ontology annotation, biological process: biosynthetic process; aromatic amino acid metabolic process. Gene Ontology annotation, molecular function: L-tyrosine:2-oxoglutarate transaminase activity; pyridoxal phosphate binding. The record is from RefSeq and is a predicted model, not a curated record.
ACGAUAACGUGCAUACGACCGAUUGCCGGGCCAGUGAAUCGUUCGUUUCUACGCAUAGCUGUUUUUCCAAUCUAUUUUUUUUUUUUCUUUUCUUUUCACACGCGCGACAACCACAUCAGGCUUAUGAGUCCGGAGGUGGAUGUGAAUCGUAAUAGAUAUUCCGUUUCGCUGAAAUAACAGAGACGCGUGUCAUGUUUGCGUCGUGAAUUGUGCAUGAAGAAUCGUACACUUGAUUGCCGCAUCGAUUGUAGUCGACAGCAGAACGUGGGAAAUAUUAAUUGCCUAUAGUGGAACAUUUCGAUUAUAUGACAGACCAGAGAACAGAUUUCCUCUCACGAUCAGUGAUGGAACACUGUUUGAUCAAGGAUUAUCGUUCGCCGAUCUUUCGAUCUCUUCUGGAUAAGAAAACCUCAACCACUUGAAAUCCAUUCAACAUUGCUGGUUCAUUUUAACGACUCGUGAACGUUUGACGACGUGGUGAAUUUUGAAGUGCUGUUAAGGGAUACGAAGGAGGGAAUUUUGUUCGGGGGUUUCGAAAUUUCCAAAUUGGAGAUGUCGACGCCGGUAUAUCGCGGUCAAUGGAACGUUCAGGCGUCAGAUAUCGCGAGAAGAACGCACAACCCCAUAAGAUCCAUCGUGGAAUGUCUCGUGGUCGAGCCUAAUCCUGCCAAGUCUAUGAUCUCGUUAUCCAUCGGUGAUCCAACUACUUUUGGAAAUUUAAAACCACCCAAAGAAGUACUUGAUGCUGUUCAACAAAGUCUCGUUUCUCAAUUGUAUAAUGGAUACGCACCUAGUACAGGUCACCAAAGCGCCAGGGAAGCUGUAGCGGAAUAUAGUUCCAGCGAAUUCGUAAAAGUGGAUGCUAAGGAUGUAAUUUUAUGCAGCGGAUGCUCCUGCGCUCUCGACCUCUGUAUAACAGCGUUAGCACGAAGGGGGCAAAAUAUUCUGAUACCGCGACCCGGUUUCUCGAUCUAUCGAACACUUGCAGAAGGUCUUGGUAUCAACGUAAAAUCCUAUGAGUUACGCCCUGAACUCGGCUGGGAGAUCGAUCUGGACAACUUGGAAUCACAGAUCGACGAAUUUACCGCGGCGAUCAUUAUAAACAAUCCUUCGAACCCGUGCGGUUCCGUAUUUAGCAAGGAUCACACACUCGACAUUCUCGACGUGGCCGCUCGUUACUACAUACCAAUUAUUGCCGAUGAAAUUUACGAGCAUAUGGUGUUCCCAGGACGGACUUUCCAUUCGUUAGCAUCUUUGUCGAAGGAAGUUCCUAUUUUGUCAUGUAGCGGCCUGACGAAGAGAUUUUUAGUGCCCGGCUGGCGUAUGGGCUGGAUAAUCAUUCACGAUCGUCAAAACGUGCUGGAGAAGGAGAUAAGGAAAGCGCUUCAUUGUCUAAGUCAGAGAAUUAUCGGCAGCAACACGCUUAUUCAAGGUGCUUUGCCUACUAUUCUGAAGAACACGCCACAGGAAUUUUACGAUAGCGUCGUUAGUAUGUUGCAUGAUCACUCGAAAACGGCGUAUAACUGUGUGACGAAGAUCUCAGGCUUGAAACCAAUAAUGCCCGACGGAGCAAUGUACAUGAUGGUUUACAUAGAUCUACCUUGUUUUCCGGAAUUUAAUUCCGACCUCGAAUUCGUGCAACGAUUGCUAAUGGAGGAGUCUGUGUUUUGCCUUCCUGGCCAGUGCUUCGAUUAUCCGUCGUACAUGAGGCUGGUCAUCACGGUGCCCAUAGAUAUGUUGGAGGAGGCCUGUCGGAGAAUACAGGAAUUCUGCGAGAGGCAUCACUACAAAACAGCCGAAGAUACGCAAAGAAGCAACUUAAUUGCUGCGGAAAUUCCAUAUUAAAGAGUAUACGUGAUUUAGUUAAUUUCGUUGCCUUAUUAUUUAUAUUACGUUGCGUUGGUGCAUAGGUAUAAACUGAAAUGUCAUCCUUUUCAAAUAAUAUUUUCAUUGCGCGCAGUUUCCUUGAAACAUGAUGCGUUUAAUAGAAAUAUAAUAAUUUCCAUAUGAUUCGAUACAUUUUUCCAAUAAAUAUCUGGAUUUUGCCAUCUCAGAUCGUCAGCAAACCUAAGUAUUUUAUAAGUAUUAUAUCAAAUUGUUAAGUAAUACUUAUAAGUAUAGAUGAUAGCUUAUUUUUCGAUGUCUAAUACAUAAUUUCCAAUAUAAUUUAAUAUAAUUUUAAGCUUUUAUAGGUAUAGAAAAUAAAUUAAACGUUGUAAAAAUUCUUUAUAAAAUAUCGAAUUUAUUUGUAUAAGUAUACUGCUAUUUAUACUGUAUAAUAAUACAUCGACGUAACAAAAUUUCGUGAACGAUGUUACUUUAAAAUAAAAAUAGUUAAGAAAUA